Biomphalaria glabrata is the source of this 1354-nucleotide messenger RNA. RefSeq lists its product as uncharacterized. The record is from RefSeq and is a predicted model, not a curated record. Bases 127 to 777 code for a protein of 216 amino acids. The transcript has 6 exons. NCBI's taxonomy places the organism in Eukaryota, Metazoa, Mollusca, Gastropoda, Planorbidae. Gene Ontology annotation, molecular function: DNA binding.
ACCGAAAAAAAAGACAUCUACAAUCUAAAAUGUUGUUAUCGACUAUACAUAAGCUGUCAGAAUUAUUUCACUUGUGCUUUGACCUACAGCUGUGCAAUUGGAUACUAAUGCUUUAAUAUACUAGACAUGGACAUGAGCGAGUACAAGAAAGAACGCUCAAGAGGUGAAGAAAUGAAUGUAGCAAGAAAAUUUGAAGAAAUGCAGAAACAAAUCGAUGAACUUAAAACAAAAAAACCGACAGAAAUACGAACGAAUGAAACGACUACAUCUGGCACAUUGGCUCCAAGAAAAGUCAACGAUGAAGGAAAUGAAAAGAGAACAAAAAAGAGAAUUCCUAUCGAAUUGAAAAAGAGAAUAAUCGCUAAACGUGAAAGUGGCAUGCGUAUUAAAGACAUCGCUUCACAUUAUGGUAUGCCACAGUCUACAAUUUCUACUUUUCUAAAGAAUAAAGAGGUCAUAAAAUCGACCAAGAGCAAAGAGACAGAGAAAGGUAGGGAGCUUCCACCCAAAGCAACAACCUCUAAACCAUCUCCCUCCACUUCAUCAAGUCAUGGCAUCAAGAGACCUGCGAGCGAAAAGUUGGACUUUACACAGCAACAACCCGAAAUAUUUAAGAAGAGAAACACGUUUGGUAUGAAAGAAAAGCAAGACCUCUUUUAUUUGGUUUUAGAAGGCAUUGACUGGGAAGCUGCACGAAAUAAAAUGAUACUAUGGGAACAUGAACCAAGAACCGCCGAAGAGUAUAAAAAUAGAGUUAAAUAUCAGUUCAAGAAAUAAUAAUGGAUAUAAUAUUGCCAGAAUUAGGAAUAGCUUAAGAUUGAACCGCAGUCAGAGGCAUGGUAAGCAAAAUGUGCGACCGGGGAAAGAAACUUUAUUGGCACCCCCUCCAUCACAUAGAAAUAUAGGCUUUUAAAUAUAAAAGAAUUUAGUAGUAAUAUAAUACAAACAACCUUAGAAUGUAUUACCUAACUAAACUAUUUACAAUAUAUUUUGGGCGUCCCUUGAAGGUGGUGCCCAGGGCAUCAUGCCUCCCUCUCGCUAUGCCUCUGACCGCAGUGAAGCCCCAGCUAUUUAAUUGAUUUAAUCUUAGAUUAUCAUGUUUAAUUAGUUUUUCCAUAUUUAUAUUUGGGAUUCCCUUCAAUGGGGCAUAUUUGAAAUAUAUUUUUUUUAGUUGACUUAGUUUUUAUAGUAGGCUAUAUUGUUUGGCGAAAUCUGAUUAGGCCUAUUUUAAUAAAAUGUAAUUUAUUAAUCUCACAAUAAUCUUUUUUCAUUGCACUACAUUUUAUAUAGCAUAUUGCUCUUUUUUUUUUUAUCUUUCUAUAAAAAUGUAUUAAAUUUGUUAUGGUAUUUAAAA